This is a messenger RNA of Sphenostylis stenocarpa, 3270 nucleotides long. Lineage: Eukaryota; Viridiplantae; Streptophyta; Magnoliopsida; Fabales; Fabaceae. The record is from the annotation of a GenBank genome assembly.
AUGCCAACACCCUCUUCCCAUGCUUUCACCUACGAUGUCUUCCUCAGCUUUAGAGGGGAAGACACCCGCUAUGGUUUCACUGGCAAUCUCUACAAAGCUCUUAGUAACAAGGGAAUUCACACUUUUAUUGAUGAUGAGAAGCUUCAAAGCGGAGAGGAAAUAACAGCAGCACUUGUGAAGGCAAUUGAAGAGUCUAGAAUUGCAAUCGUUGUGCUCUCUAACAACUAUGCUUCAUCCUCAUUUUGCUUAGAUGAACUUGCAGUCAUCCUUGACUGCAAGAGUAAAGGGCUGUUGGUUAUACCGGUCUUUUAUAAGGUGGAUCCUUCUCAUGUGAGACACCAGAAAGGUAGUUAUGGAGAAGCCUUGGUUAAGCAUCAGAAAAGGUUCAAAGCUGAGAAGGAGAAGUUGCAGAAAUGGAAGAUGGCUUUGCGUCAAGUAGCUGAUUUCUCUGGCUAUCAUUUCAUAGAUGGAGAUGAAUAUGAAUACAAGUUUAUUGCGAGGAUUGUUGAGCGGGUCUCCAGGGAGAUUAAUCGUGCGCCUCUAUAUGUUGCGGAUUACCCAGUUGGCCUAGUGUCACAAGUGCUAGAAGUCAAGAAACUUUUGGAUGUUGGAUCUGAUGAUGUUGUCCACAUGAUAGGGAUCCAUGGAAUGGGUGGGAUAGGAAAAACAACACUUGCUCUAGCCGUGUAUAAUUUGAUUGCUGAUGAUUUUGAUGGUUCAUGUUUUCUUCAAAAUGUAAGAGAAGAAUCGAAUAAACAUGGAAUGAAACACCUCCAGAGCAUCCUUCUUUCAGAAAUACUUGGAGAAAAGGACAUCAACUUAGCAAGUGUGCAACGAGGAAUUUCAGUGAUACAACAGAGGCUCCAGCGGAAAAAAGUUCUCUUGAUUCUAGAUGAUGUUGACAAGCGCAAACAAUUACAAGCACUUGUUGGAAGAUCUGAUUGGUUUGGUUCCGGAAGCAGAGUUAUCAUUACCACUCGGGACUGGCAACUGCUAAAAUCUCAUGAGGUUAAAAGAACCUAUGAGGUGGAGGAAAUGAACAAGAAUGAUGCUCUUCAAUUGCUUAUAUGGAAUGCUUUCAAAGGGGAAAAAGUUGAUCCAAGUUACCAACACGUCUUGAAACGUGUAGUAACUUACGCUUCUGGCCUUCCCUUGGCUUUAGAAGUAAUAGGUUCCAACUUGGUUGGAAAAAGUUUAGAAGAAUGGGAAUCUGCUAUUGAACAUUACAAAAGAAUUCCUAAUGACGAAGUCCUAGAUAUACUUAAAGUAAGCUUUGAUGCUCUGGGCGAAGAAGAAAAAAAUGUUUUUCUUGACAUCGCUUGUUGCUUGAAAGGAUGUGAUUUGACAGAAGUUGAACUUAUACUUCGUGCUCUUUAUGAUAACAACAUGAAACAUCAUAUUGGGGUGUUGGUCGAAAAAUCUCUCAUAAAGAUUUGGCCUGGUAUGCGUAGUGUAGUUGAAAUGCAUGACUUGAUACAAGAUAUGGGUAGACAAAUUGACCAGCAAGAAUCACCCAAAGAACUAGGGAAGCGCAUGAGGUUAUGGUUAUCGAAAGAUAUAAUUCAAGUUUUGAAAGACAACACGGGAACUAGCAAAAUUGAAAUCAUAUGUCUGGAUUUGUCUAUAUGCGAGAAAGAAGAAACACUAGAAUGGAAUGGAAACGCCUUCAAAAAGAUGAAAAACCUUAAAAUACUUAUUAUAAGAAAUGGUAAAUUUUCCAAAGCUCCCAAUUAUUUUCCAGAAAGUUUGAGAGUACUGGAAUGGCAUGGAUACCCUUCAAAUUGUUUACCAUCAAAUUUCCAUCCAAACAAACUCGUCAUCUGCAAGUUAACUGACAGUAGCUUUAGGUCAUUUGGGUUCCAUGGCUCAUCGAAGAAAUUCGAGAAUCUAACUGUUAUGAAUUUCGACCAGUGCAAUUUUUUAACACAAAUACCUGAUAUGUCUGAUCUCCCAAAUUUGGAGGAAGUUUCAUUUAAAAAUUGUGAGAGUUUAAUUGAAGUACAUGACUCAAUUGGUUUUAUGACUAAACUUAAAACAUUGAGUGCGGAAGGUUGCACCAAGCUUAUGAGUUUUCCACCUCUCAACUUGACCUCUCUUGAAAGACUAGAACUUUCAUAUUGUUCCAGUCUUGAGAAUUUUCCAGAAAUAUUAGGAAAGAUGGGAAACAUAAGAGUACUUGAAUUGGAGGAGCUUCCCAUAAAAGAAUUGCCAGUUUCAUUUCAAAAUCUUAUCGGACUCGAAGAUUUACAUCUGUCAUGUGAAAUUAUUCACUUACCAAGUAGCAUUGCCUCGAUGCCUGAAUUGUGUGAUUUUAGUGUUACUAAUUGCAAAGGGUGGCAAUGGGUAAAAUCAGAAGAGGGUGAAGAUAAAGUAGGUUCAAUGGUUUCUUCAAAUGUAGAUUGGUUUUCGGCCUUGUCUUGCAACCUGGAUGAUAACUUUUUUUCAGCAGGGUUCAUGCAGUUGGCACAAGUGCGUAGUUUAUUUCUACGGGAAAAUAACUUCACAUUCCUUCCUGAAUGCAUCAAAGAAUUUCACAACCUCUACACUCUUGAUGUGAGUCAUUGCAAGCAUCUUCAAGAAAUUAGAGGGUUUCCACCAAAAUUAAGACGUUUCAAGGCAAUAAACUGUAUAUCCUUGACUUCCUCGAGUUCAAGCAUGCUGCUAAAUAAGCAAUUGCACGAGGCUCGAGAAACUGAGUUUUGGUUUCCAGGAACAAGUAUUCCGGAGUGGUUUGAUCACCGAAGUAGUGGACCUUCUUGUCGUUUCUGGUUUCGUAAUAAGUUUUCUGCUAAGGUUCUUUCUCUUCUAAUUGCACCUGUGGGAGAUAAACAUGGCUUUGAUUUGAUUAGACCUAUGGUGUUCAUUGAUGGUAAAGCUCAAGAAUCACCAUUUUUUCGUUACAGGAAAAUAGUGAGGAUGUUUGAAUUGGAUCAAACAUACCUCUUUGAUCUAGAAGUACAUGUCUAUAGUAAUUUGUUUAAACUACCAUUAGAGAAGGAGUGGAAGCAUGUGGAGAUCACAUAUGAAGGUGUGAUAGAGACCUCAAUUGUUAAAGCAACUGGAAUCCAUGUAUUCAAAGAGGAAAGCAGCAACAUGGAGGACAUUAGGUUUGAUAAUCCUUAUAGCAACAAAGAAGUAGUCAAAGAUCUCAACAGUUCUGAAUCACAAAACUACUCCUUGUUAAAAAGCAUAGGUUUGUGCAGUUGCAAACUUUUCAUAGGUUUUUUUCUUUUGUUUUCAUGCUUUUAUUUUUUUUAUUUUAUUCACUAG